CUUUUAUCUUUUCUUAUUGACUAUUUCUAUCUUUUUGACUCAAACAUUGAAAGAAAAAGAAAAAAGGAAAAAAAGAGAUGAAUGACAAUGAUGGGGCAAUGAAACGUCAAUAUGACAAGGAACAUUUACAGCCAAAUACUGAUACUUCAACCUCAUCUACCAAGCGCUUCAAACUCAACAACACGAAUACUGAAGAUACUCUCUCACAGGAACCCACUACUGGCAGUAACGAUAAUGAACGUCAUCAAACUUCACAUGCUGAUAGAUCUACGGUAUCAAGGACUGACUCCUCUUCAGGGACGGCGUCUAGAAAUCAACAUGAUAAUCCAUCAAGCAAUACCCCAACAACAUCAUCGUCCACAUCGACAUCACCUUUUGCGUUACAUCCUAUAUUAGAUGAAUUGACCAAUAAACCAGUAUACUCCAGUUAUGAAUCUUCUGGUAUGCGGAUGUCCAUGUCUGCCAUUCUUACCGAAACUGGGAAAGGAUAUCAUGAUCGUUCUAUUCAAAGCAAGAACAAUAUAGCCUCGUCAUUAUCACCAUCAGCUACUUCACCAUCAUCUACAAAAUCAUUACCUUAUUCAUCGACUUUACGUGGUCAAAGUUUACCGCCCGCCAAUGACAUGAAUCAACAACAACAGCAACGUCUUACAUCAUCAAUACAAAAUCAUUACGAAGAAUCCAAUAAAUCCUCACCAUUAUUAUCAACACAACAACAACAACAACAUCACCAUCAUCAUCAUCAAAGAAGUUCUAGUCAUCCAACCGUUGUUUCUAUGAUGCAUCCUACUCCUCGGGAAAGGCCAACAUCUUCUGAAAGCCCACAUAUACCAUCACAGGGUCAAUCCAUCACCAAUGAACAACUGAUACGAGCACUCACUACAUCAAUUCCAAUGGAAUCUACUUCAUCAAAUGUAUCUGAAAUAGUGGAUGCCAAUAGAGUAACAGAAAAGCAUGAUGUUACCUCACCAAAUUCAUCAGCAUCUACUACUACUGGGGCGCCAAGUGGGUUGGAUUCAUCAUCACCAUCAUCAUCAUCAUCAUCAUUACCUGGAAUUGGAUCGACAUUUCAACGAUUAAGUGGAAGCAGCAAACAAGAUCUCUCUCAACAAAGGAAAGACGAUGUAUCGGAUGUAUCACCUACAGAAAUAUUAGGUAGUGCGUUGGCAGCAGUGGCAAGAAGUCAACAGCACGGUACAAACACAACGGCAGCCGCGGCAGCUAUUGGGAAUUUGGCAGCAAUCACAGCAAAUAUCAGUCAUUUAUUGAAUAAUAACAACAAUAACAAUAAUAGUACUAAUGUUAAUACUGGCACAUCAGCACCAACAACAACAUCAUCUUCAACAAUACCAACAUCAUCACAGCAACAACAAAGACAACAAGGAACUAAUCAUGGGAUUACAAAUGAUGACGAUCAUUCAUUAGACGACCGAUCAUCAAGCUCGAAACAUCCAUCUCAACCUCCACCGGCAAUAUCAAAUAUGUUAGAUCAAGCCAUUCAAUUGGGACGAACUCAACAGCUGCAACUCAAGCAGGAGGGAGGAACAAAAUCUACAAGGACAGAUCAAGAUCAAAUGGAAGGGAUGAUGAGAGCCGCCACAGCAGUAGUAGUCAAUGCAUCAUCUGGAGUAUCUGGAACUACGACAUUACCAACAAAUCAGACACACAUACCACCUAUGCCCUCAUCUCAUCGCUUGGAUCACCAUGAUAUCUAUAGAGUAGCGUCUUCACCUUCCAUAAAUCUUCAACAUCAUCAUCUUCAUCAUCGUCAUCAACAACAACAACAACAACACCAUCAACGCCAUCCAUAUCAGCAUCAUCCAUACCAUCCAUAUCAGCCACCAAUAACAAAAAUUCCUCAAGUAGUGGUGAACAAUGACCGAGUGUGGCAAGCUGUCAAGGGAAAAGAGGAAACUUGUUUAGGAUUCUACGUCUAUCAUCCAUCCAUGUUAUUACCCAACUUACAAGAACAUUUGAAUGGGAUUGUUCAAGUACGUAUACCCUCAAGAUAUCUGACGUAUCAAAAUCCAAAGGUGAAGAAACGAGCUAUUUGGGGAACUGGUAUUUAUACGGAUGAUUCUGAUAUUGUGACUAGUAAGUUAAAACAUGAAUUCGGGAUAACCAUAAUCAUUGAAUAUUAUUAUUGUUAUUAUUAUUAUUAUUUGAUAGUGGCUAUCCAUUCGGGCAAAUAUACACCACAUUAUCAUGAUCCUGAACUGGAAUCCAAUGAUCCAUUCUUAUUGGCAGUGGCAGGCAAAACCGUCGAAUCCAUUCGUGCAGCAUCCCGACGCAAAGCAAUGUCACCCAAGACUUAUUUACACCAACGAGAUGAUACUUUACCUGGACAUGAUAUCAAGGUGACUUUACGUGUAUUACCUAAACUACAACAGUAUACAAGUACAGUCCAACAUCGUAUUAAAUCAAGACAAUGGGGUGGAAAUCAUGACGGGGUUAGUUUUUAUGUGGAAGCUGUAGAACAAAUCGAGAAAGGACAAGCUCGUCUUUGUGGUCGAAGGUCAUUGAAAAAUCAUGUUUUUCGUCCUAAUUAUGAUCAACAUCAAGUUAUCUCUAAUGUAGUGAAAACAGGUCCAAUAGUACCAAAUAAUAGUAACAGUAAUAGUAAUAAUAUUAGUUAGAACGAAUGAUUUUUCUAUUAAUAUUAUUCUUAUUUAUUAUUUAUAUAUAUAUGAUCAUUUUUAUUGGUUUUAUGCAUUCUUUACAACUUGCUUUAAUAAAAAAAAUAGAAAAUAUAUAUAUAUACAUAUAUAUUCAUUCAUUCAUUUUUACA
Molecule: messenger RNA, 2788 nt
Organism: Halteromyces radiatus
Lineage: Eukaryota; Fungi; Mucoromycota; Mucoromycetes; Mucorales; Cunninghamellaceae
Product: histone deacetylation protein Rxt3-domain-containing protein
Exons: 5
Coding region: 78-2636 (852 amino acids)
Source: RefSeq, a predicted model, not a curated record